UUUGACUCCAAAUCGACUCGAUCGAUUUCGACUUGUCCUUUGUCUUCAUUAGUUUAGUUUUUCUUGUUUGAUUUCAAUGUUUAGCCAUUGUAUUUUGUAAUCAUCAUCACGACACCAAUUAUUUUACUUUUCAGCUCGGAAAGGCUCCAGAGCAUGCAGUGUGCAUGGAUCAAUUCGUAGUCUAAAACACUAGUAAUUUUGUUAACGUGGCAUCUGUCAUGUUUCAAUGAUAUGAGUUUCUUGUAUCAUUGAAUUCAAAUUGAAUUGAAACCAGUGCAUGACCACUGGCCCUGACUGGGUCAGACCUGUAGACUGUUCUGGUCCAGAAAGGUAUCCUGGCUUCGUUAAACAUACGACCAGGGAGUGGGGACGCGACGAUGAGGGAUUCUUGGGCUGCAAUAAAGCCUGUUGUUCGUCCAAAUGGUGGUUAUCAGCGCAUACCGCCGAAGAUUGGCGGCGCUCUCUUUCUGAUGAUGGCUGUAACACUGGUCUAUUUGAUCUUGCCCGACCAUCAACGAACAGCACCUUCAGAUGGUCAUCCAAACUACCCACUGGUGUCCGGAAAACGAACCAGUGACGGAGUCACGUUUCGCAUUGCAACUGUUUCCGACUUGGACCAGCGAUCCAAGGUGGAUGGCGACAAGAACUCCUGGGUUAGCUAUUUGAAACUUGGUCAGCUGACACUGCUCAACACAGGAAAGGUGAUCGUGGAGUUCGAAGAUCAAGCGGAGCGACUGGUGGGACACAUAUCUGAAAAGGGCCGUGCCAUUGAGCUCUCCGAGCUGGUCCUGUUCAAUCAUCGUCUCUAUACUGUUGAUGACCGCACCGGCAUUGUGUAUGAGAUUGACAGUCAACACAAUCUGGUUCCCUGGGUGAUCUUGCGCAAUGGCAAUGGUCACUUGCCGGAAGCGUUUAAGGCCGAGUGGAUGGCAGUGAAGGACGGUGACCUGUACGUGGGUGGCCUGGGAAAGGACUGGACCACUGGUGACGGGGUGCUACUCAACAAGAAUCCUAAGUGGGUGAAGAUUAUCUCCCCGAAUGGUGCAGUUCGCCAUGAAAACUGGACGUUGCGCUACGAGGCACUUCAAGCUGCAGCUGGUAUCCGCUGGCCGGGCUAUAUCAUCCAUGAGUCUGCAGUGUGGAGUAAGAUUCACCGCCGCUGGUACUUCUUGCCCAGGAGAUCCAGCAAUGAAAGGUAUAAUGAAAAAGAGGAUGAGCGUCGGGGCACCAAUUUGAUGAUCUCGUGUCGGGAUGACUUCACCGAUAUCCAGGUCAGCCAUCUUGGUGACCUCAACCCAACGCAUGGCUUCUCCUCCUUCAAGUUUGUACCCGGGACCCACGAUGAAGUCAUUGUUGCUCUGAAAUCGGAGGAAUUUGGUGAAACUCUAGCUUCCUAUAUCGUUGCAUUCAACAUCAAUGGCAGGAAACUUAUGCCCGAGAAAAAGUUUGCCGAAGCAAAAUUCGAGGGACUGGAGUUCUUAUAGUACACGCAUCAUGCCUGCUGCCUGCCUGGCAUUCGAUCCCUUACUUCAUUAUUACAAUUGCACAUAGACCUUUUUUUAAAGAUACUUAUAUCUUUUCAGACCACAUGAUGUAGCACCCAGACUCUGCUCAUUUAUUAUUGUUUUUCUUCUUUUUUUAAAGCUUGAGUCUGAAACCUAACUUGAAUAAUACAAACAUCAAAUUAUUGUACAUAUGUCAAAACUGAGGCGAUGCAUCAAUAGCGCCUAUUUGAGCUACAGCAUAGACUCAUGUCAUGGAAAUUUUGUACUAAUUUAUCUAUUUCAUAGGGCGAUGAAAAAUGCAUUAAAACCAGAG
Molecule: messenger RNA, 1818 nt
Organism: Sycon ciliatum
Lineage: Eukaryota; Metazoa; Porifera; Calcarea; Leucosolenida; Sycettidae
Product: soluble calcium-activated nucleotidase 1-like
Exons: 11
Coding region: 378-1484 (368 amino acids)
Biological process (GO): proteoglycan biosynthetic process
Molecular function (GO): calcium ion binding; UDP phosphatase activity; GDP phosphatase activity
Source: RefSeq, a predicted model, not a curated record